AUUCAAUAUUUAACAUUCAUCUCGGUUCACGUUACAUAAAGAAGAAUAAAUAUAUUUUAUUACUAGAAAAACCAUGAGUCUUUUAAAAGGUACGAAGAUCAUUUGCAUCAGCGGGAGCAAGUAUUUGAAAGUGAUGGCGACAUAUUCUACUAAAGUUUCCCUCAAUGAGGUUGUAAUAGCAUCGGCCGUAAGGACCCCAAUUGGUUCUUUUAGGGGCAGUUUAGCCAGUCUUUCUGCCAGUGAACUCGGCGCUGUUGCUGUUAAAGCAGCGAUAGAGAGAGCCGGCAUUCCUAAGGAAGAAGUAAAGGAGGUCUAUAUUGGAAAUGUGUGUUCUGCAAAUCUUGGACAAGCUCCUGCAAGGCAAGCUGUUAUAUUUGCUGGACUUCCUAAAAGCACUGUAUGUACCACAAUUAAUAAAGUUUGUGCUUCUGGAAUGAAAUCAAUAAUGCUGGCAGCUCAGGGCUUACAAACUGGUGCUCAAGAUGUAAUUUUGGCUGGUGGAAUGGAAUCAAUGUCAAAUGUGCCCUUUUACUUGAAAAGAGGUGAAACCACUUAUGGUGGCAUGCAAUUAGUUGAUGGUAUAGUGUUUGAUGGGCUCACCGAUGUGUAUAAUAAAUUCCACAUGGGCAAUUGUGCAGAGAAUACUGCUAAGAAAUUAGAAAUCUCAAGACAGCAACAAGACGAUUAUGCCAUGUCCAGUUAUAAAAGAAGUGCAGCUGCAUAUGAAAGUAAGGCUUUUGCAGAUGAAUUAGUUCCUGUUUCUGUACCUCAAAAGAGAGGUGCUCCUCCAGUAUUAUUUACAGAAGAUGAAGAAUACAAAAGAGUAAAUUUUGAAAAGUUUACAAAACUGGCAACGGUAUUUCAAAAAGAAAAUGGGACAGUAACAGCUGGAAAUGCUUCCACAUUAAAUGAUGGUGCCGCAGCAUUAGUGUUAAUGACUGCUGAAGCAGCAAAGAGGUUAAAUGUUACUCCAAUUGCCCGUGUGGUAGGAUUUGCAGAUGGAGAGUGUGAUCCAAUUGAUUUCCCAAUAGCUCCUGCUGUUGCAAUUCCCAAACUUUUAGAAAAAACUGGUGUGAAGAAAGAUGAUGUUGCUCUCUGGGAAAUAAAUGAAGCAUUUAGUGUGGUUGCAGUAGCUAAUCAAAAACUACUAGAUUUAGAUCCUUCUAAGCUUAAUGUCCAUGGAGGUGCUGUAAGCUUAGGCCAUCCUAUUGGUAUGUCGGGAGCACGCAUUGUUGUUCACUUGUGUCAUGCAUUAAAAAAAGGAGAAAAAGGUGUUGCAUCUAUUUGCAAUGGAGGUGGUGGUGCAUCUUCUAUUAUGAUUGAAAAAUUACCUGAAGUUGUGCAAAGACCUCCCGUAUUAACUUUCUACACAAGAGACCCCUGCUCUCUAUGUGAUAUAGUUAUGGAGGAGCUCGAACCAUUUAAAGACAGGCUAUCUAUUCACAAAGUCUAUAUUACAGAUAAGGAUAAUCUGAGAUGGCUAAAACUGUACCGACAUGAUAUACCUGUAUUAUUCCUUAAUGGAAAGUUUCUAUGCAUGCACAAAUUGGACACGGAUUUGUUAGAGAGGAGGUUAAAAAUAAUUGAAAAUGAAUCCUAAAUCAUUUUAUUGUAUAAUAUUUUGUUAAGAUUUAUAUUAUUAUACUAGUCAUUUUAAUAUUCACAUGAUAAUGUAUAAAUAAAUUUAUAAUUUGGAUAAAGACAUGAACCAUACUGAAAUUAUGUUAUAAUUAUAUCUAUUGGUGGCUUAAGCGACCUAAGUAUUCACCCUGGGUCUCAGUGUCAAGAGGGUGCUACAAGCCCUUACAGUGCUUCGACCCAUGUUUAAUCUGAUGUCUUAGCUAUAUUUGGAUUACAAUCUUAGGUCUUCAUCACUACUUACGCAACAGGUAGAUGAUGGAGCCAAGGGCGGCUUUACUAAGCAAAAGGAUGGGGGUGUCGCAAAUUUUCUCCCAGGCGCAUGGAUGGCUAGAGCACCGUUAGUCAUCCGUGCGCCGUUAGUCUGGUUAUACAUGUUAUUGUUGCUAAAUCAAACAUUAUCGAAGUUUGAAAAUUUUAAAUAAGUAUUGUCGAAAUAUUAUUAAAAUAAAACCCCAAUGUUUCAAUAACAAAGACACAUUCAGUUUAAUGUUGUGUAAAACAGUGACAUUGUCUUACUGAUGCAUAGAAGUUAAAAGAUUGUGAGGGGGUAGUGUACGCAAUGGAGGGCGGGAGGGUGCUCUUCAAACUAGGUAAGAUACAUCAUUUUAUUUUAUUACGCGGAUAUAAGCAAAUUAAUUUUAAAGAUCUUUAACUUAAACAAGUGAUAUAAUUAAUUUUUUUUGUACAACCGACUUCAAUGUAAAUAAGAUGAGUACAUCAUCAAUGUAGUCGAAGUUAAUUAAGUGCGCAUUAUUAAGGAUAACUCAAAAACUACUGCUGAGACCAUGAUCAGAAUGAAUCAUGGGUCCACAUGAGAAGCACGACCUUCCAAAUGAAAAAGGAAUCAUCAAAGUCGGUUCACCCAUAAAAAGUUAUGAGGUAACACACAAAAAAAAUACAGUCGAAUUGAGUACCGCCUCCUUUUUGAUGUCGGUUAAUUAUCAUACCGCCUAUUUCCCGCGGUAUCAUGCCACGAACGCUGGUUGAGCUUGAGUUUCCUCGCUGUAUGGCUAUACUUAGCCUUUGAGCGAAAAAAGAACCAGCCCUCAUAUGGCCAGCAGCGAUGACCGAAUUCGUGGAGGAAUCGCGGAUUCAGUUCCUGUAGGAUAUUCACCGUAUGUGGACCCCACGGACCGAUAGUCUGUACAGUAAAUUGCACAAAGAUGUUUUAUAGGUCAAAUCGCACAAAUGUUUUCUCAUCUCUGUGACUCAUACUUGCGCCACUUAAUUCAGCUGUCUCUGAGGCCGCCUUAGCUCUAAACGAAGUACCCUGAGAUGAGAGGCUGCCAAAGUGUCUACGCAAGUAGCAUCCCACACUAGGGCUUUACCUCUCUCCCAAGGGAUCGAAGUCAUACCGUCUAAUCUCUUGCCAUCAUCUCAUUCUCAUUCAAAGAACCACAAAGAACCAUGACGGGACAACCUACAAGCAGAUUUCUUACAUGAAAAGUGUUUAAGUAAGUUUGUGAACCACAGGUACAAAAAAGCUAACGACAAUUUAAAGUAUGGAAGGUAGUAAAUUAAGCAGAACAUAAUUUGAAGUAGAACUUAUUUAUUCUGUGGUAGAACUGAAACAAUAGGUGUUGCAAUAGUAAUUGAUUACAACAUUAACAUAAUUGAAAUUCCGUCAGUCACCGUUAAGACCAGUUUUUAUGUGGUUAAUACAUCGAUAAAAAACUAGAAACGCAAUCAGUGACAAAAAAUGUCCUUACCGAAUGAGCGUCGACUCGAACAUUUGGGUGCGCUUUUAAUUUGUACGUAGUUUUGUGAAUAUAACUUUAGGCAAUGUUUUUAAGGUUGAAUUUACAUUAAUGUAUAUUUAUUUCAACUAGAAUUACGUCAAAACAAUUGGCGACAGUUUUUAAGGCGGACUUAUCUCUUGUAAUUUCUUUCGCUCUUACAUUAAGAAAUUGUUUAUUAUAUAUACCUACAUAUAAUAAAAAUGUAAAUAGCAGGUGUCUGUACAUUUUAUAUUUUUGUAAUAAAAGUGAUUGAGAGAUACU
Messenger RNA from Parnassius mnemosyne (clouded apollo), 3641 nucleotides. The record is from the annotation of a GenBank genome assembly. NCBI's taxonomy places the organism in Eukaryota, Metazoa, Arthropoda, Insecta, Lepidoptera, Papilionidae.